Molecule: messenger RNA, 822 nt
Organism: Aspergillus chevalieri
Lineage: Eukaryota; Fungi; Ascomycota; Eurotiomycetes; Eurotiales; Aspergillaceae
Exons: 2
Coding region: 1-822 (273 amino acids)
Source: RefSeq, a predicted model, not a curated record
AUGGCCAAACUAUUUCCGACAAAUCCAUCACAGGUGAUGGUAAUCCGCAACGUCACUCCGGAUGUGGUGACCAUGAGCCUCCCUUUUGCGCGAUUCGGCCGUCUCAAAUUCGGAGCGCGGGGGACAUUAGUCAGACUAGCCUCCGGAUCCGUCGCCGUGUUCUCCCCCGUGACAUUCACGCCAGAAGUACGGGAAGCGGUGGACUCACUGGGCGGGAAGCUCAAAUACAUCGCCGCGCCGGACAUGGAGCACCACCUGCACGUAACAUCGUGGAAAAAGGAGUAUCCGGAUGCUGAAAUCAUCGGACCCGAAGGACUCUGGGAGAAACGGCAGUCGAAUCCGGAAUUCAAAGACACGUCUUUCCACCACAUCUUCACCAAGGACACGAACAAUGCUCAGCAGAAGGUCACGGAGGAAUUCGACUCCGAGUUCGAGGCUGAAUAUGUGCACGGUCACGGCUCGAAGGAACUAGUGUUUCUACAUAAACGAUCGCGAACGCUCAUCGAGGCGGAUCUUCUCUUCAACCUGCCAGCCAGGGAACAGUAUUCACUGACGAACGAGGCGGCGGAUUCUGGAAUUCUUACGAAGAUGGUACACCCGUUUUUGUCGACUAGUGGGGAUGCGACAUGGCAGAAGCGGUUUGCUUGGUAUAUCCUUUCUGCGAGUAAUCGGAAGGCGUUCCGGGAGUCUAUGCAGAGGAUUGAUAAGUGGGAUUUCAAUCGCAUCAUUCCGUGUCAUGGAGAUGUGGUCGAGAGUGGUGGAAAGGGGGUAUUUCGCACUGUCAUGGAGUGGUUUUUGGGUUAUGAUAAGAAGGGACUAUAG